Ostreococcus lucimarinus CCE9901 is the source of this 363-nucleotide messenger RNA. RefSeq lists its product with no specific name. NCBI's taxonomy places the organism in Eukaryota, Viridiplantae, Chlorophyta, Mamiellophyceae, Mamiellales, Bathycoccaceae. The annotation marks the transcript as partial. The record is from RefSeq and is a predicted model, not a curated record. The transcript has a single exon.
GAGCAAAACGCCAGAUUCACCGAGACGAGAAAUUUCGCGGGUAAGAUGGUGGAGGUCGAGACCGAGAUCGUGGAGGGGAGCAAAGAGGCCAAGGCGCGCUCGAAGCGCGUCGAAAUGCUCGCGAAGGGCGGCCUCGACGCCGUCUUAGCCGAACUCAUGGAGCCUAAAAAGUUAAACGUGUUGGACAAGACCAAAGCCGACUGGCGCGGCGUCAAGGACGUGGACGUCGAGCUUCAGGAAGAUUUACAGCACCAUCAGCGCGGCGGUCGCACGUACCGCGAGCACCAGGACUUCUUACAGCAGGCAGACUACCGCGAGUACGAGCUCGAGCGCGACGCUCGCCUCGCCGCGCAAUCAAAGCGA